Molecule: messenger RNA, 972 nt
Organism: Chironomus riparius
Lineage: Eukaryota; Metazoa; Arthropoda; Insecta; Diptera; Chironomidae
Source: the annotation of a GenBank genome assembly
AUGAUCAGCAAGUCAGUCUUUUGCCUAAACUCAUUAAAAAUUGUCAUAAAAAAGUUCAGCAGCAAAAAAAUGGAAAAUUUGUCAGAUUUUUUUAUUCAAAAGGCCAAAACUGAGCUUAAUGAGACGGAGUCAAGGAAGGAGCAGUCGAUUAAGCAGUUUUACGAAUGGCUUAGUAAGCAUCCGUUCAUUAACAAGUUGGAUAUUGAACCAUUCCAAGUCAUCACAUUUCUUCGUGCCAGGAAGUACAAUAUGGACAAAGUUUUUGAGUGUUUCAACAAUUUUGUCAACUUUAAAAGAUGUGUUCCACAACUUUACGAUUUCCAUAGCUUUAAGGAACUCCUCGACAUUUAUAAUAAAGGACCAAUUUUAGUAAUGAACGAUCGUGACUCUGAUGGUCGUCGAAUUGUGCUCCUGAGGCAUAAAGUUCUUGAAGACUCUAAAGCUAGUUUUAUAAAUAUUUUAAAAUUGAGUCAUUUAAUUGGAGCGAGCUUAAUAGACGAGCCAGAAACUCAAAUUUGUGGACUUGUUAUGAUUCAUGAUUUUCGGAAUGUGACAUUUAAUUAUACUAAAAUUAUAGACACGAAUUUACUGUGUAAAAUAUUGACAAUGGCUGAUUCCAAUACAAUAAGAAUCAAGCAGAUCAAUUUUAUUGGUUUUCCGUCAUUUGCGAAUUCUCUAUUUGAGCUGGCCAAGUCAUUCCUGAAUAAUAAAAUGAAGAGCAGAUUAAAUUUAUUGAAAAAUAUUGAAGAUUUGACUAAAGUCAUGGAUGUAAAGAACUUGCCGGUUGAGUACGGAGGAACUGAUAAUCUUAAUGAUUGCUUGAAGCAGCGCAGAAAAGAUGUUGAAAAUCAAGCUCACAUUGCAAUCAAAUUUUUCGACAGUUUUGUGAUUGACGAGAAAAAGAUAAAAAUUUAUGAAAAUGAGAAAAGUUUUGAGGCUGUUGGGAGCUUCAGGAAGUUGGAAAUUGAUUAG